Geosmithia morbida is the source of this 1452-nucleotide messenger RNA. RefSeq lists its product as uncharacterized. The transcript has a single exon. Lineage: Eukaryota; Fungi; Ascomycota; Sordariomycetes; Hypocreales; Bionectriaceae. The record is from RefSeq and is a predicted model, not a curated record. The coding region runs from base 1 to 1452 and encodes 483 amino acids.
AUGGCUCCCCACCACGACCCACAUCUACAUGGCCGACCGACAGACGUCAUCCUCAACCCACCACCCUGCCCGACGGGCCACGCCGUCUCGGGCCUGUCCUCCCCGACCGUCGCCAGCCUGUCCCGAACGCUCCGCAUGCCAGACGGGUUGUCGGACGGCAGAGCGGCGCAGGAGGCUUGGCUGGAGCGGCAGACCCUGCUCAUCCACGGACUUGACCCGAGCGUCCGCCACAGCACCGACAUGGGAGACCGGAUCGCGGCGGUGCUCUACCGCCGCCUGCCGCUCCCGCUGGGGUUCCGGGAGCCGGCUACGGCGACGGCGACGCUGUGCCCCUGGCACAGGAGCCUGAACGCCCGCGUGAUCGGGCAGCUGUCGCGGCUGAUACGGUACGAGGUGGCGGAGCGCAGCGAGGUGUUCCGUCAGCGGUGGGCGGCGGCGGCGCGACCCCCCACGAGGCUCAACCUGUGCGCUCCCCUGGCGGACUGGAUCGGCGAGGCGGACGAGCUGGCGGGCCGUUACGGCCGCGACGAGCCCGAGGCUGGGGGGGGCCGCGUCGUCCGCGGCGGCUGCGACGCGUGCAUCUGCGCUGUCGUGGGCGGGCGCGUGAGCCUCCUCGUCGGUCUGGCCGCGAGCAUACGCGCCAGGUGCCACCGCGACCUGCGUCUGGGGAGCGUCACGCGAGAGAGGGACACCGGUCGAUCCCCGCCCCUCGACAGGGUCGUCUGGGCGUGGUUGGCCCACAUGGGCGACGAGGCCAUGGUCCGCGCCGCUCGCCGGGUCGCCGAGCUGGCCGAGCUGAUGGAGCGCACCAGGGACGAGAUCUGCCUGAGGGCCGUGGGGUCGUACGUCCAUCGCAUCGUCGCUGACAGGAGGAAAGGCCUGCUCUGGACCGACGACUCUGCUGUCCAUCUAGACCUCGCCGUGCCGCCGCCCGUCGUCACCGCCGCCCGCGACUCCGAACUCUUCUUCCCCCCGCCCGGGUCGCCCUCGUCCAUGUGCUCGGCCUACCGUCAGUCCGGAGCGCCCCCACGCUUCUUGCGUCCCGGCCUGACGUCCUUGGUCAACUUUGAUCCGCGCUGGGUUCGCGUCGAGGAGGAGGGCAAGGAGGGGGAGGAGGAGCACCGCCACCACGCAGAUGAGUACCCUGCUGUUACGCCGCCUCCUAGGGCUGCUGCCCCUCUGCCGCUGCUGCCGCCGCCGCCGUCGUAUCGUGCUAGCAAUUUAGAUUCGUUGUAUUCUCUUGAGCGGCAGCAGCAGGAGCAAUACGGUGCGGACGUUGGACGGGAACAGGAGAGGCAAGAUGGGUCAGAUGGUUCUGUGAAGCAAGAGUUCGAGGAACAAGGACGAGCACCGCGUCAUGACCUGCUCUUCCCCGGGAGACAAAGGACGUAUCCGUCCCUUAUCAGGUCGCUCAUGGACGAUAUAACGGCCAUUCUCCGUACCGCAGAGUGA